This is a messenger RNA of Phytophthora sojae, 471 nucleotides long. RefSeq lists its product as hypothetical. The record is from RefSeq and is a predicted model, not a curated record. The coding region runs from base 1 to 471 and encodes 156 amino acids. Lineage: Eukaryota; Oomycota; Peronosporomycetes; Peronosporales; Peronosporaceae. The transcript has 2 exons.
AUGACCAAGGCUCAGCGAAAGCGAGCCCAAGCUAAACAAGACCGUGAAGCUGCAUUGGAACUGGCAGCUAAGUACCGCCAACGAAAAGUGGGAAAAUUGGUUUCAUUCGAUGAUGUUGCCGCUUUGCUUGACGGACCCUACAGUAUAUUCCACUCAAAGCCUAUGAUCGACCAAGACAUUCCGUUUAUCAAGGGUAUCCCUCCGCUACCCAUUGUGACGGAGGCUAUUCACGCUAUCAAGACAAGGCAGGACAUCGACCUUCUUGACUACUGGCCAGACUACGGCUACGCUACAUUUGAUCAGCUGGACGCUACGGCAAGCAUCCUGGAGGCGCGUCAGCGAUUCGCGUUGGUGAUGCGCACUACAAAGUGGAUUGACGAGGUGGAGUGGCGUGUUGCAGACCUUCGCGAGCCGUUCACGGACACGAGGGCAACCACAAAGGUAAGAAACAAUUCACAGCAUUUGAACUGA